This is a messenger RNA of Acanthocheilonema viteae, 1107 nucleotides long. The record is from the annotation of a GenBank genome assembly. Lineage: Eukaryota; Metazoa; Nematoda; Chromadorea; Rhabditida; Onchocercidae.
AUGGUAUCACUUUCAGAUAAUCUUAUGGCAAAUUUUGGCUUUGCAAUUCAUCAGUUGAGUGCGCAAAUUGUAAAUGGUCAAAACGUGGCACCUAUUGGAAUAAGUGAGGAGUUAAAGUCAGCAGUUGCUGCUGAAGUACGUGCUCAGAUGGUACCAGUUGUGAAAGAGAUUGUACAUGAAGUGGUCAGUGAAGUAAGAGGUGUUGUGACAGAUGUAGUGACACCACUUUAUGAUGAACUUCGUGAGUUUCGGAAUCGUAUUACGUUCUCAAAUACCUUGCUGUAUUCCACGGGAAAUAUGGCGAUGUAUACGAAUGGUUCAUCUAGUUCCUGCGAUGUCUUAGAGAAAAAAGUUGGUAGAUGUGCUGAGAGUACAAGAUCUUCCUCAUCGACUAGUCGUUCAAAAGCAUACCAGGAAAAUAAUUUUAGCAACAAGAGUCAGACCGAAUACUUCAAAGAACCAAAAGAACCACGAGCACAAGCAUCCACGAGCGACUGUGCAGCAUUUAGUUUUAUUUAUUACAAUACAGUUUGUCUUAUACCAAUAUCGACUUUGCUCGAGCCUGAAAAUAAUGCAUUCGUCUGUCAAAAAGUGCCAAAGAUAUUCCUUGGAAAAGAAGGGGGAAAGAUUUCUUUCCUUGUCGAUAUGAAGACAGUCAAGUUAAGGGAUCUCACGUCCGAUAAUUUGGGAUACUGGACUUCAAGAUUCGCAGCACACAUGAAAACUCGGAAAUACUUUGUAAAAGAUGGUCAGAUCACGGGACGUAUCCAGCAGUUCGGACAAGUUUGUCAUUUACUACAGGACUACGAUUAUAUCUUACAUCGACAGUACUACUGUCAUGGAAAUACAAUUGGACCAGCAGCGAUCCGGAAAAAUAUUUGGUAUCUAACGGGGAAAUUGAAUGGUGGACAAGUUGUUGGUUGUGCAUUAAUUUCAUAUGAAAUUGAUGACAAUGCCACUGUGAAAAUAACGAAGUUACGAUAUAAAUCAGGACUGAAUUGUGUAGAAGUAAAAGAGGAAGUACCAGCUGAAGAAAUGGAUGUCAGUUCUAUGCUCACUCCAAACGCUGAAUUGCAAAGGUUCGUGGACGGCAUGCAGACAUUAUAA